AUGAAGGGAUCCCACUUUUUCCUCUGCCUCUUUUCUGUUAUUUGCUGGUUGAAUUUGAUGCUAGCAAACGGGAGCAAAAUCUUCCACUUUGGACCUUGCAGGAUUUCAAUGAGUGUGAGUGAAAUUAGGUCUGGUUUCACUGCAAUUAAAGCAAAUAUCCAAGCCAGAGACCCCAUCAGGACCGUGAGCAUUUUGUCUCACCUGCACUCUCUGCACCGGGUUAAGUCUUCAGAUAAAUGUUGCAUCAUCGAUCGUCUCUUCAACUUCUACGUGGACAAAGUCUUCAAGCACUGCACGACCGAGGAUUCCUAUGUCAACCGAAAAAUCAGCAGCAUUGCCAACUCCUUCCUCAGCAUCAAGAGGAAACUCACGCACUGUCAUAACCAAAACAUGUGCAAGUGUGGCCAGGAAUCCAUGGAGAAAUUCAACCAAAUACUUACCAACUACGAAGGGCUGAAUGUCACGUCUGCGGCAAUUAAAUCCUUAGGCGAGCUUGAUAUCCUACUAGACUGGAUGGAGAAGUCUCGGUAG
Rhea pennata is the source of this 531-nucleotide messenger RNA. Its product is annotated as interleukin-20-like. The coding region runs from base 1 to 531 and encodes 176 amino acids. The transcript has 5 exons. The record is from RefSeq and is a predicted model, not a curated record. NCBI's taxonomy places the organism in Eukaryota, Metazoa, Chordata, Aves, Rheiformes, Rheidae.